CGUAAUAACUGCAACCAUACUCAGAAGCUUUGUUUUGUAAACACAACCAUGUUGUUCUGUUCUCACUUUUUUAACUCUUGAUUUACAACUAAUUUUAAAAAAGCACAGAAUUUUAAAAUUACAUUAAUUAUCGGCUUUUAAAUGGAGAACUCUGAAGAUCAACUAAUUGAGAGACAAAAUGUGCUGUACCUCAGUAAUAUUAGCCGUAAAAUAAGUUUGACGUGUGCGGCUGCAUCUCGUUAUUACAUGUUUAAUUCGAAGAAAAUUAUAGAUAAGUCAUUGUCAAAUACAAAAGAAAUCAAGAAACACCAAUGUUGUGAACAUUGUGGUAGCUUAUGGUCGCCAACUAAUCACAAAGUUAAGAUUCAGCCAGCUGCCAAAAGGAAUAACCACAUUAAAAAGUUGCUGAGGUGGGAGACUGAACAACCCUGGAAAUUAAAUAAUCAUCAAAAGAAGAAGUUGUUAAAAUAUAGGGAAUCUAGUACUAAAAUUGUAUACACUUGUUUUUGCUGCAAAAAAACUACAAAAUACCCAUGUUUUAAAAGAAAAAUUCAGACUAAAGAAAAAAUGACUUCCUUGUACUUAUUGCCUUCAAAAGUGAAGCCAGUGAAAAGAGAUUUAAAUGCAGGACUACUAAUUAGUCAUCAAAAGAAAAACAUGCCAACAGAGAAUGAGAAUAGUAUUGAAUCAAUAUCAAACAGUGAUAUGAAAAUCAUGGACAAAGAAUCUCCUUCAUUUCCUACAAAAGGACUUAAAUUGUCUUCAAAUCCAUCACCUAUAAUUAAACUCAGCUCAACUAAAAAACAGUGUCCUUCUCAAAAUGUAAGUAAUACGCCUAGUUUAUCAAAAAAGAAAAAGAAAUCAUUGUUAGCACAGAUAUUAAAACAAGAGCAAGAAACUGCUAAGAAAAAAUCGAGCUUGUCAUCUUUCCUCUUUUCUAUUUAAUGAAACUCUUACAAUGUUUAGAUUUUGUCUCAAACUGUGUUUUAUUAUAUUAAUUAUAUAAACUACUGCUCUGGAAAAGUCAAUUACAAAUUUUAGAGAAUAGUGUCAUUUGCAUGGAAGUAAAUAUUUUUCACAUUCUGAUAUGAUUCAAAUGUUUUUAAAGCUUGAUUAUUAUUUAUUACCAUUAUUUUUAACAAUUAUUCUUAAACUCACUUCUCUUAGAUAAUUAUCUUUAAAAUAUAAUAUUUUUUUAUUAUUUUUGUCAUGUUUUAAGUAGAAACUGCAUGCUCAUAAGUCUCUCUAUAUAAAUUCUAUAUAUAAUAUUCCUGAUUUCUAAGAACAGAUAUCAGAAAUAUUUUUUGGAGAAACAUGAAGGAAUAUAUACAGAAAUUAAACUUGAAUGUUUUAUAUAUCGAUUUAUAAAUCAUUUCGUUUUUUUUUUUUUUUUUUCUCAAUUAAAGCAAAUAUGUUUAAAAAAGGCUUUUCUAGUUAAUAGUUAAUUAUUUUUAUUUAAUAGUUUUUUUUUACCAUAUUGUGAUCAAAUUUUGCAUAAACAUAAAGGAACACUUACUUCUAAGGAAUUUGAUUGUGGUUUUCUAAGACAUUUUAAAUUUUUUAACAUUAUCACUUGUUUUAAAUCAUAAAUAAAUUAGUGGUAGUCUACUAGAAAAUUUAAAUUCGUCUACUUGUUCAAUUGAUCUUAAAUUUAAUUAUUUUUAAAAUUAAUCCAUGUCAGAUUAUAAGAAUAUCUUUAAAACAUAUUUGAUAAUCUUAACAGCUUCUUUUAACUAUGUGUUUUGUCCUUUUAUGUAUAGACUAAGAGUGAAAAUCAACUUGUGUUUUAAGUUUGUGUUAUUGACAAAUUUAAAAAAAAAAAAUUUAGCUUUAUCUUUUAAUAGCUUAAGAGUGUUUUUAUAAAGCUCUUCUGUCAAAGAGAAUAAAAAAGCAAGGGUUAAAAUGCCCUAAAAUCGAAGUGAAUCCAUAUAUACUAUAUCUUGCUGUAAUGUAUCACCUAAGAUUUAAAAUAGCCAAUGUGGUUGAAUAUUUAAAAAAAAUUAUUAAACAUUUUACAAACAUCAUCAAUUAUAUGUAUAUAUAUAAUGGACAAUAUUUUCGUAUCUAUUUUGAUGAAUAAUUUUUUAAUCUUUAUUUUUUUAAAUCCAAACAAUGCAAUAACUUUUUCAAAUAUUUCAAAAAAAAUUAAAUCAAAUUUAUCAAAACAUCAGCCUAUUGUUCACAUAAAAUGGGCUUGUGCAACUGACAACCUAACUAUUGCAAUCUCAACAAACAGCGAUAAAAAUAGUAUAAUAUUGGAUUAAAAAAAAGUUACACUUCAUGGUGGCAGAAGAGCUUUUAAAGAACAGCCUUGAUGUACCUGUCUACAGUUAGUGUUCUUCCAAAAUAAGGAAGAACAAAACAAGGUAAAGCUCCAGUGAACUCAAACUGAUUUUUAUACUGUUUUCCUUUUAUUAUAACUAUGCUGAUAAUACUGUCAUUUAGUGGGCUACUUCUUUUAAACUACUAUAGUAUGUCAAAUAACAAUUUCUAUUAGCUUACAGGCAGAAACCACGUGAAACAUUUUCCAUAUCUAUUACAUACCAUAUGGUUAUACAAUACCAUAGAUAUUGCAAUAUAUAAUGUAUAUGAAUGUGUACAGUGCGCAUAAUAAAAGGACCACCUUGAAAAACUUUUGAUCUAAUGAUUGCAUCUUCACAUUCCAGUACUCAAUUUUAAGUUACAAAAACAUAGUUUCUCUGAAUGAACGUAGCUUUUAUCGAUGGAUUCAGAUCUCUGACAGCCAAAAUUUAGAAGAUAGAAUCUGAGAAAUAUGGUCCCAAAGUUUGCAUCCCUAAAUUUUUAUUUUACUUUUUCCGUAUUUCGCUACAUGUUGUGAAAUUUUUCACACAGUAAUAAAAUUCAAUUAUCUAAAGAUAAUUCCAUGCGGGAAAAAAAAAUUUGGAAUUGUUAUGUAUACAAUUUUUUGCAUUAUUUUAACAAAUACAAUUUUGCAUGGCAAAAUACAAAAUUUGGGCAGAAUCGGUGAAUAGUUCCAGGGAAAUUGAAUUUCAAAACAGUCAGAUAUAUUUUUGACCAAUUCUGAAAAAGUCUGAUUUUGUAACUUUAAAUAUAGUCUGCAGUUAUUAAUUAGCACAUUUGAAGUCACUCAUUCAAGCCAUUGAGAUUUAGUCCUAGAAUAUGAAGAGCCAAUCAUUAAAUCAAAAGUUAUUCAGGGUGGUUUUUUUUUUUUUUUUUGCACACUGUACUAUCCACGUGUUAGUAUCAGAAUUCUAACUGCCUAACUAUGAAGAGAACUUUGUUACCUAUCUAAAUUAUAGUAAAAUUUUUCAAUUAUCUUGCAUUAAUCAUUAUUAUACUUUUAUUGUAUUUCCAGAGCAGCAUGCUUUAUAAACUUCGCAUUUAAUACUGUGCAUAUUUUUCAAAGAGAAUCAGUUCACAAUAAAUAUAAAAAUAUUUUAUUUACAAA
Messenger RNA from Parasteatoda tepidariorum (common house spider), 3430 nucleotides. RefSeq lists its product as uncharacterized. Lineage: Eukaryota; Metazoa; Arthropoda; Arachnida; Araneae; Theridiidae. The record is from RefSeq and is a predicted model, not a curated record.